Messenger RNA from Platichthys flesus (European flounder), 3697 nucleotides. RefSeq names its product meprin A subunit beta-like. Gene Ontology annotation, biological process: proteolysis. The coding region runs from base 1441 to 3597 and encodes 718 amino acids. Lineage: Eukaryota; Metazoa; Chordata; Actinopteri; Pleuronectiformes; Pleuronectidae. Gene Ontology annotation, molecular function: metalloendopeptidase activity; zinc ion binding; protein binding. The transcript is spliced from 15 exons. Gene Ontology annotation, cellular component: membrane. The record is from RefSeq and is a predicted model, not a curated record.
ACGGAAGCAGCUAGCUUCCCCCCCCCCCCCCCCAUCUUCCACACACAGUCAGCAGGGACUCCUGAUACUAACUACUACCAAGUGUUUGCUUCUAACCUGACGUGUUUGAGAAACUGUGUCAUGAUAGCUGUGGAAUUAAAGUCGUGACAGCAUGUUUUUUCACAGUUACCAUCGCAGUUGGCAUGGUGGCGAGGACACUAGCGCCGUUACGAAAGUUCGUUAUAACCGUAUGUGACCGUAGACACAUGCCGUGAGGGCUCUAACCGGCCACUGUCAGCCGGACAGAAAUAAACAUGAACAGGUUUUACAUUUGAAUGUUUCACUGAGAAAAACUGAUACACCUCAUAUCACCCAAUAAUGAACAUCAUGUAGUGUCCAAAUUGAACUUUUACACAACAUUCAACAAACAUAUGCUUAACCAUACUGGCUGAAAACAAAAGGAAGACCUUGAUUAAAUAAAGGCAACAAUAAUCUCAAGGAUUGUCUUACAUUGUUUAUUAUUCAGACUCAGAACAAUAACACAGGACUGUUUAAGUUAUCAUCGAAUCAUUUGGUUUUGGUUUUGGUUGCAGUUGCAGUUGGACUAUUAGGCAACAGCAACAAGUCAGAUUUGGCUUGAAUAAACAUGGAGGGGCAGCCACUGGCUUUCAAGUCUGUUUUCUUGCAUGGUAGUCAUGAGUACAUGUGUUGACACUGAGUUGGUAUAUACACUUUAAACAGCACUAUGAAAACAUUUACCUUUCCAUUUGUUUAAUUUUUAUCUCUCUUGCAUGAUGUUGGAUGUUUAAUCUUCAAUUCUCAGCCAAAAUGUAAAUGAGUCCCAAACAAAUUAUGGUGGAGGCUCGUUAAAUAAAAAAAAAUUUCAGAGCAAUAAGAUAACAUUACACCUAUGACCCAGAGGGUGGUGUGGCCUAGGGGGUAAAGUGGUCGUUCUCAAACAAGAAGGUUGCUGGUUCAAACCCCACUCUUCCCUCAUCUGCAUUCCAAAGUGUCCUUGGCAAGAUACUGAACCCCUACAUGGCCCCUCAUAAAAGUUGAGUGUACUAAUGUAGGUUGCUUUGGACAAAAGCGUCAACCAAAUGACAUGAAAUGUAAAAAAAAAAAAAAAUGACCUUUGUUUUUAUCAAAGCUCUGGUUGACUCAUCUAUUGACAUUGUUAAAUCUUCACCAAUGUGUAGCCUAGAUAAUUGAUGUAAAUGCAAACAGCUCCAAGCAGUUAUACUCUCAUAUUCUACGGGGAAUAGACACCAUGUCCAAGCAAGCUCUGUUCAUUUGUACUGUAUGUUUAUUGUAUUGUUUUUUUCCUAACCACCUUCACCAUUGCAUGUUUAUUAGUGGGAUUAAAAUUCUCAGAUAAGCUUAUCAUGACUUUUGAAUUAAUAAUUAAUAACACAGUCAUGUAAUCUUCUCCAACCAGAGUCAUAAAAGUAACAUUAUUGCAUGCUGCACUUUCUUCUGUACAAAAGCAAAGCAGAAACUCUUCCCCAGACUCAUCAAGGCUCGAAGCAACAAAGUGUGUCAGCAGCAGGAGUCAUGUCACUCCGGUUCUUUACUCUGCUUUUUAGCCUGGGUUUGACGGCAGCUGCACUAACAGGGGAAACAGAAACUGAUGUUGAUGAAGGUCAUGACUGGGACAUCUUCGACAUCAAUCAAGCGGCCGAGCUGGACCUGCUGGAGGGAGAUAUCGACAUGACAUCCGGAAGAAACUCCAUCAUAGGAGAUUCGUAUCGCUGGCCAACAACCAUUCCUUACUACCUGGAGGACAGUCUGGAAAUGAAUGCAAAGGGAGUGAUCCUAAAGGCCUUUGACCAGUACAGACUGAAGACCUGUAUUGACUUCACACCGUGGAACGGAGAAAAGAACUACAUCUCUGUGUUCAAAGGCAGCGGAUGCUUCUCCUCUGUAGGAAACCAGCAGGAGGGAAAGCAGCGAUUGUCCAUUGGUAAUAACUGUGAUCGUCUUGGAACUGUUGAGCAUGAGUUCCUGCAUGCUCUUGGAUUUUGGCACGAGCAGUCCAGAGCUGACCGUGAUGAUUACGUCAACAUCAUGUGGGAUCGCAUUGAACCUGGAAAAGAGCACAACUUCAAGACAUAUGAUGACAAAGUGUCCAGUGCUCUGGGCGUCCCCUAUGACUACGGCUCAGUGAUGCACUACAGUAAGACUUCCUUCAACAUCGGCUCGGAGCCCACCAUCGUUACCAACAUCCCAUCUUUCAUGGAUGUAAUUGGUCAGAGGAUGGGGUUCAGUGCUAGUGACCUAACCAAACUCAACCGUCUCUACAAUUGCACGGAGUCUUCCACCUUUGUGGACAGCUGUGACUUUGAACAGGAAAACAUCUGUGGGAUGAUCCAGGCACCUGGGAACCCAAAGUGGGAACAACGCAGAUCUGUGAGUGGAGGGCCUCAGCACGACUUCACCGCCAUGGGGCAAUGCAAAGGGAAAGGCUACUUCAUGCACUUCAGCACAGCUUCUGCUGAACCUGGGCACCAGGCCUCUCUGGAGAGUCGCUGGCUUUACCCCAAACCUGGAGCUCAGUGUCUGCAGUUCUUCCUCCAUAACAAGGGGGCGGCUGAUGAUGUCCUCAACAUCUGGGUGCGAGAGUACGACAAGGCCACACCCAGCGGUAAACUGAACCUCUUCAAGAGCAUUUCAGGAGGUGUCAUGGGUUCCUGGGAGCUGCAUAACGUCGAUCUGAACGUGGCACAGAAGGCCCGUGUGGUUUUUCAGGCCGUGAGGGGAAAGAGUCCAUCGAGUGGGGGUUUCUCUCUUGAUGACAUCAACCUGUCGUCCACAAAGUGCCCUCAGCACGUCUGGCGCAUCCGCAACAUCACCAGCCUGAUGGCCACCACACCAGCAGGAGAAAAACUGUACAGCCCUCGCUUUCUCUCUCCAGCAGGUUACUCCUUCCAGGUUGGCGCGUAUCUAAAUGGAAGAAGCGACCGUCAGGGGUACAUUGGUCUCUACUUCCAUCUGACCUCAGGCCCCAACGACCACAACCUCAAGUGGCCUUGCCCCUGGCAGCAGGCGACCAUGGCCCUGAUGGAUCAGCAUUCUGACAUCAGAGAGCAAAUGAACAUGCACCGAAUGGUCACCACUGACCCUGAUAAGGUGUCCAGUGAUGGUACUGAGUACUACUGGGAUGACCCAAGGAAAGUGGGGUCGAAAGUGACGCAGUCUGAUGGCAGCUUUUACUAUCGAGGCCCAGGAACGGGGACCUCAACCUUCAUCACACACAGCAGGCUGAGGAGCAGACAGUUCAUCAAAGGAGAUGAUGCCUUCUUGUUGUUAAGUCUGGAUGAUAUAUCUGACCUGCUGCUACCUCAGCCUCUGCCUCGCUCUGCAGACUAUGCUGAAGCCAGUGCGAUGAAGGCUGUUGACCAAGACACCCCACAGUCAACAGCUAGUAACCACAUGGUGAUAGUGGUUGUGGCAAUGUGUGUCUCAGCGGCAAUUUUUUUAGUUUCCACACUAUUUCUUGGCAAGGCGUGGAGGGUGAGGAGAAGACAGCGAGGGAGUGACAAUGUGGUGACAUUACAAGAUAUGCAAUCCACUGAGCACCCGACCAAGGACUUACCCUCAGUUCUGAUCUCUGCAUGAGCUCCUCACUGACCAGAGCAGAGGACGCGUCUCAUCUCUGCACAUGAGUCGUUUUCACAUAAUCUGAAGCUGUAUCUCGGAAAUAAAAUGCCUGACAGAA